CUUUCACCAGUAAGAAUAUUUAUUUAGCCUAAAGGCACCAGUAGGACUUCAUUGUUGAGUGUGGUUCAUUAGCAUUGUGUGUUGAUACACCUUGUUGCAUAAUAGACAUUUGAUUGCCACAUCACCUUCUGCAUAAUAUUUCAUAAUAUGUCUAUUGUGUGAAUAGUGUACCCUACAUUUAAUGUGUUGUAUACUAUACUAAAAGUAAGUGAGGUUGGUGGACAUCUUUACAGUAUCAUAUCAAAAAGAAUAGAAGAAUGGAGAAAUUAACUGAUAUUGAGCUAACUAGUAUUGAUACUACAGAUCCUAAACCAAGAUCUUUUUAUGAUGCUUCAGCUAUUCUUAUUCAGGAGGAUGAUAUUGAAACACCAUAUGGAAACAUGCAUGUUGCUAUUCAAGGUGAUAGAUCCAAGAUGCCUAUUGUAACCUUUCAUGACAUCGGGUUAAAUCAUGUGACAUGUUUCCAAGGAUUUUUCAGUUUCUCUGAAAUGCAGCCAAUACUUCACCACUUCAGUGUUUACCACAUAAAUGCUCCUGGACAGGAAGAAGGUGCCCUUCAUUUGAAACCUGAACAUGAUGCAUUGGGUAAUCCUGAUUCUCUGGGUAACAGGUUUGUUUAUCCGACCAUGGAUCAAUUAGCGGAAGCAGUUCAUCAUGUUGUAGAGCAUUAUGGAAUGAAGAGAUUUAUUGGAUUUGGUGUUGGAGCUGGAGCAAAUAUUUUAAGUCGAUAUGCUCUGAGUCAUCCUGAUAGUAUUGAUUCUUUGGCUUUGGUUAAUGCAACAGCAACACCGGCAGGCUGGAUUGAAUGGGGAUACCAAAAGAUGAAUUCCUGGUAUCUAUUUAGUGGGCAAGUGACUAAUUUCACAGAAGAAUAUCUACUGUGGCAUUGGUUUGGAAAGAAAACAAGAUGGGAGAAUCAUGAUUUGAUCACCUGUUAUAAAGAAUACAUGAAGUCUGUAAAUGCCCAGAAUUUAGGUCUAUUCAUCGAAUCUUAUCUGAAACGUUCAGAUUUAGGAAUUGUGCGAGAGAUGGAUCUGAUGAAAAAAGCUGCUUCUAGAACAAUCAAAUGUCGUUCAUUGGUUUUAGUUGGUGAUAGUUCUCCUCAUAUAGAUGAAGUAGUUGACAUGAAUGGUAAAAUGGAUCCAUCAGAAACAGAUUUUAUGAAGAUUGCUGAUUGUGGUGGUAUGCCUUUAGAAGAACAACCAGGAAAAGUCUGUGAAGCUUUUCUUUUCUUUUUACAAGGCAUGGGUUACAUUCCCUCUCUACACCAGACAAAAAGUGCAGCUGCCACUAUUUCAGCCAAUCAGAUGAACCACUUUAAUAAUUUAAAUAAUGCUCAGCAUGUUUCACCCCAGGUUUGUUAGAAUUGGUAACUGACUCAGAAACAAACCCUCUGUUUUGCAAAUGUAGAAAAAGAAAAUUAUUCAUUAUAAUUUGAUACUAGUAUUGAUUUUAAAACCACUACAAUUAGCCAUCUAGUGACUUUAUGUGACUCGUAUAUGAGUAGUGCUGUACAAUUAUGCUUCAUGUACAUGUAUUUGAGCAGAGUUUAUAAUGUUGGCCAACCUUAGAGGUGCCGUUUAAAUAUAUAUAUCAAUACAUACUCACCAUGUCUGUUGUAUGUGGCUAACAUCUCAGUCCCUGUUAAAAUAUUUGAGACUAAUUAUUCCGUUCAGUUGAUGUAUAACGCAUGAAUUUAAUGUUCAUUCCUAAAAGACUUUCCAUGUCACCAAGAAUCAAAUAUUUUUAUUAAAUAUCUUCAAAUUUUAUCUGUAAUAUUUCAGUAAUAUCUGUGGUCACAUAAAAUGCAUAUUAUAUGUUAAACCAGGCAGUACAAGCUGUUUGUAUUAUUGAAUUGUAUUAUAUUUUUAUGUUGCUAAUAUUAUGGAUUGUUUAGAAACUGUGAUCUGAUUAAGAUAAGAUGUGUAUGUAUGUGCGAAAGAAGAUAUGUUUUUAAUUGGCUUAUUUAUGUAUUCUUUGUUGAAAUGUAUUUAAUGAAGUUAACAUAUUAAAUUGUUAUAAAAUUUAACUGUAUAUGUACAAUUUUAUGAUCAUUAAUUUUGUAGGUUGUCACAUAUUUAUGGAUUACAAACUAACAUAUGUAUACAUAUUAUAAACAACCUAUAUUUAUUACAUGUUUAUAUUGCUACCAUGGCAACAGGUUUUUUUUUUCUUGUUUUACUGCCUUGACCAAAAUUGCAACAUGCAUCUUUGUGAAUGCUUUUAUAUAAUAGACAAAAGCAUUGUUUCAUAACAGCCAUACGACUUCAUUUUCACCAGUAACCUUAGAGGUUUUUCAAUCAUCAUAAUUAAUCAAGUACAAUGCAAUUUUUUGUUUGAUGUAAAUAUUGUAUAUUCAUGUUAUUUUAAUGAAAGUUUUAGUUUCCAGCCAUAAUUCACUAGUAGUAGGAUUUUAUAACAACAAUAAAUGAUAUAAAACAAAAGUUUUAAUUGAAUAUUUUAAUAUUUUUUAUAAAAUCAGAAAACAUGAAGAUAAGUUAGGUUACUAUUAUUCUUUAGUAUUGUACAAUUUGGUAAUACCAUAUGAACUAAAAACAAGAGUUGAAAAUGAAUUAAAUUGCCAUUAUACCAGUCUAGUGCUGGAUAUUGCCACUGCAGGCACGAUACAAUACAUAUUGCGAUUCAGGUGCUACAAUACGAUUCAUAUUACGAUUCACAACCAGGUCAAUAUAUACCAAGAAAUCAACAGGAUAAAUGAAUAAUUGAUAUUUUUAGUCCUGCCGAUGUUGUAGAAAUAAAACUGUUUUAUAAAACGAUAUUGCUGUGGAUCAAAAUAAGGACCAAAACAAUUUAAGAGAAAGUGAAUCGUAAUACAUCGAUUCAAAGAUACAUCGUGCUAGCACUAUACCAGUCUAUACAAUUUUCUAUAUUAUGGUUGGUUCCAUGCAGUUAUUAUCUGAAUUGUCAUGAAUUUAUUUCAAUAUUUUACUCUGUUUUAUCAGUUGACAAUUUAUAUUCCUCAUUCAUUAUUUAAUAUAAGAUCAUUGUUAUACAAGCCAUGAAUAUGGUCUAGAUGCUUUGGUCAUUAAUAAAGUUCUUUGCAGAAUU
Patella vulgata (common limpet) is the source of this 3069-nucleotide messenger RNA. RefSeq names its product protein NDRG3. Bases 258 to 1364 code for a protein of 368 amino acids. Gene Ontology annotation, cellular component: cytoplasm. NCBI's taxonomy places the organism in Eukaryota, Metazoa, Mollusca, Gastropoda, Patellidae. Gene Ontology annotation, biological process: signal transduction. The transcript has 14 exons. The record is from RefSeq and is a predicted model, not a curated record.